This is a messenger RNA of Rattus norvegicus (Norway rat), 1845 nucleotides long. NCBI's taxonomy places the organism in Eukaryota, Metazoa, Chordata, Mammalia, Rodentia, Muridae. The record is from RefSeq and is a predicted model, not a curated record.
CCCUCUUAACCUCAGAAGAAAAACAAAGAGUGUUCCUAGAGGCCAGAAAGCAUGUUCUGGGAGAUGAUGGGCGUCCCACCCAGCUGCCUGAGGAAAUUGAUGCUGCAUUCCCACUUAAGAGACCAAACUGGGAUUUUAAUACAGCCGAAGAAGUACAUGGAACCAGGCUGGACCUAUCGGACCAGCCUCUUCAGAAUGCUGACCACACAUGGUACACAGAUGACAACAGCUUCUUGGCAGAGGGAGAGCGAAAGGCUGGAGCUGCGGUCACUACGGAGGACAAAGUGAUUUGGGCGAAAGCCCUGCCUGCUGGUACCUCCGCACAACGGGCUAAACUCAUCGCCUUGACUCAGGCGUUCAAGAUGACAAAAGGUAUAUAUGGAUACAAGUAUCUCCUAGUGUUUGUAGACACCUUCUCAAGAUGGGUCGAAGCCUUCCCCACAAAACACGAGACUACAAAAAUGGUCACCAAGAAGCUCCUCGAAGAAAUCUUUCCCAGGUAUGACAUGCCUCAAGCGUUGGGGUCGGACAACGGGCCCGCUUUCGUCUCCCAAGUAAGUCAGUUGGUGGCCAAAUUGCUGGGGAUUGAUUGGAAAUUACAUUGUGCCUAUAGACCCCAGAGUUCAGGUCAGGUAGAACACAUAAAUAGAACAAUUAAGGAGACUUUAUCCAAACUUACGCUUACAACUGGCUCAAAGGAUUGGGUGGCCCUCCUUCCCCUAGUUCUAUAUCGGGCCCGGAAUACCCCGGGCCCCCAUGGUCUAACUCCUUUUAAAAUAAUAUAUAGAACACCACCCCCAUUUGUCCAUUUCUUUGAUUCAAACAUUGCUGAUUUUGCUGACAGCCCUUCUCUGAGGGCCCAUUUACAGGCCCUACAGAUUGUACAGAGAGACGUCUGGAGACCUUUGGCCGCUGCUUACCAGGACAAGCUUGAACAUCCGGUGGUGCCACACCUGUUCCAGAUUAGAGACACCGUGUGGGUACACAGACACCAGACCAAGAAUCUCGAGCCACGGUGAAAAGGACCCUACACCGUCCUCCUGACUACCCCGACCGCCCUAAAGGUAGACGGAGUCUCGGCUUAGAUCCACACACCACACGUCAAGGCAGUCCGGUCUGAGGAAUUGACUAAUCACAACACUACACCCCAGACAUGGAGAGUUCAGCGCACUCCAAACCUUAAAGUUAAAACUCCUACGUGGCUCCUCCUAGUCCUUUUGUGGCCUAGAGUCAGUGGGGGAAUAAGCCCCCACCAGACAAAAAUUUCUUGACCAAGUCGAGUGAAAGAUUUCACUCAAAGUUAACAAAAAAAUGGGGGAAUGAAAGACCCCAGCUUAGCAGCAGUAACGCCAUUUUGCAAGGCUGUACUUAAGAUGACUGGUUCAGAGAAAGGUUAGAACACUGAGUACACAGCGGCUGCCAAACAAGAUGUGUUUGGUUGAAGGCCUGACAACAAGAGGACUGCCGUUGAACACCUGACAAUGAGAAAAGCCCCGGGAGAGGUCCCACACCCUGGUGGGGGGCCAAGUCAGCCGUUAUGUUCCAAGAAGGUAGCUAAGAAACUUGCCCCCGGGCUGAACCCUUGGGGGGCCGAGUCAGUCCUUAUGUUUCAGGAAGGUAGCUAGGAAACUUGCCCCCGGGCUAAACCCUUGCCAUAUUAGAAUCCACCAAUUAUAUCCCUGUAACCAUGCAUCUGCUUCUGUAUGCUUGCUUCUGCUCCCCAAAAUCCUAUAAAAGCCCAUCCUUGGUUCCGUGGGGCGCGCCAGUCCCCCGAGUGACUGAAGCGCCCACAGGUGCCUGUGCCUGUGUAUCCCGACAAUAAACCAAAUCCUCUUGCUGAUUACA